Gloeophyllum trabeum ATCC 11539 is the source of this 1647-nucleotide messenger RNA. RefSeq names its product benomyl/methotrexate resistance protein. The transcript has 5 exons. Gene Ontology annotation, molecular function: fluconazole transmembrane transporter activity. The coding region runs from base 1 to 1647 and encodes 548 amino acids. Gene Ontology annotation, biological process: xenobiotic detoxification by transmembrane export across the plasma membrane. The record is from RefSeq and is a predicted model, not a curated record. NCBI's taxonomy places the organism in Eukaryota, Fungi, Basidiomycota, Agaricomycetes, Gloeophyllales, Gloeophyllaceae.
AUGCCCGUGGAUCUUCAUGUUCAGAGCACCAUUUUCGGCAAGCUGAUGCGCCUUGUUUCGCGCAAUAAGGUCUUCCAGUAUCCCGACGAGGUUGAUCCUUCCUCGUGGAAGAACGCGAUCCAGGAAGAUCCGACGCAGCUGCCACGUCAGACUUCGCCAUCCACCGUUGAUCUAGUCAACGCGUCGGGCAAGGAGGCGCAGAAUGGCGCGGUGCAUGAGCAACAACAGGCGAGAAAACGCGAGAAAUGUGAUGUGACCAUCGUGGGCUGGUAUGGGCCGGAUGAUCCAGAGAACCCCCAAAAUUGGCCGAAUAGGUUGAAGCACCUUAUCACUUUCCAGAUGUGCAUCCUUAAUUUUGCCGUCUACAUCGCGAGCUCGAUUUAUGUGCCGGGCGAGCCUGGCCUCAUGGAAGAAUUUGGUGUUGGUGAGGUUGUCGCAACGUUGGGUCUUUCGCUAUUUACCCUCGGUUAUGGAUUGGGUCCUAUGCUGUGGUCCCCAUUGUCGGAGAUGCCACAACUGGGACGAACUGGUAUUUUCUUCUGGACACUCUUGGCAUUUAUCCUAUUUCAACUUCCCGUCGGAUUGGCCCCCAACGUCGCCGUAUUUCUCGUUUUCCGAUUGGUGACAGGGUUCUGUGGCAGCCCUUGCCUAGCUACGGGCGGCGGUACCAUCAAUGACAUCUACCCACCCAUAGCAGUGCCGUACGCCUUGUGUAUUUGGUCGUCGGCGGGUGUAUUGGGUCCAGUCUUUGGGCCCCUCAUUGGCGGGUACCUUGCAUCGGCCAUGGGCUGGCGCUGGACCAUCUGGGUCUUCACAUGCCUGUGUAGCCUGGUGCUCAUUAUCAUGUUCUUCUUCUUUCCAGAGACAAGUGCCGAUAAUAUCCUCUACAAUCGAGCGAAGAGAUUGCGCAAGGCUACAGGGAACGAGGGCCUGCGAAGCCGGACCGAAAUUGACGCGGCCAACCAUACCACCAGAGACGACCUCGAAGUCCUCGCGAGAGCGUUUACUCUUACAUUCAGUGAACCCAUCGUGCUGCUCAUGGAUUUAUACGCGGGCCUCCUCUACGGUGUGCUCUUCAUAUGGUUCGAGUCCUUCCCGAUCGUGUUCGGGAGCAUCUAUGGCUUUAACUCAGGCCAGCAAGGACUUGUCUUCCUCGGCAUCUUGGUUUUCACAGUAAUAUCUGUACCCAUAUUCCUUCUCUGGGUAAACAAAAAACUUGUGCCCCAAAUGUCUUCGCCAAAUUUCAAACCCGAGGCGGUUCUUCCCCCAACGUUCGUUGGGUGCUUCGCCCUUCCUAUCUGUCUCUUCUGGUUCGGUUGGACCUCACGAGAAAGCGUACACUGGAUCGUACCCAUCAUUGGCUCAGGCCUCUUUGCCGUCGGCGUCGUCACCCUUUUCAACUCGGUGUACACAUACAUCGGCAUUGUAUAUGCCAAAUAUGCCGCCUCCAUCUUCGCAGGGGCUGCUCUCUUCCGUGCCUCGCUCGGUGCAGCUUUCCCACUUUUCGCACGAGCGAUGUUUAAGCGGCUCGGCGUCGGUCCAGGCAACUCCCUACUGGGUGGGAUCGCUAUUCUGUUUAUUCCGGUUCCUUUCGUGUUUUAUCGAUAUGGUGAACGGAUCCGAAGCUGGAGCAAGCGUGCACAGUAG